GCAGGACAACAGAUGACGUGAAUAGCAAUCCGUGCUCCUGGUGAAGGUGGCAGCCGAUAAUGCGCAUUUAUGGGCUUUUGCAGCAGAGUGAUGGAGCUUGUACCCAUUCCUGGUCAAGAAGAAGGCUUAGACGACUGGCCGAUGCAACCCGACUUCCUGUACAGUACUGACGCAGACGAUCGACCCAAUCGGCCACUGUCGAAACGGCGGGUCUCGACCGGCCAAGAGCGCCCAACUUCCAGUCGAAUUAGAGGAGAGCACGCAGAAAAGGCCCUAUCUCAGGCGCUGUCAGCGGGAGCCGCUUUUGACGAGUGGGCCACCGGCACGGGGCGCUUCGACCUCUUCCGGUUCGUUCCGGUGGACCCAGUCGAGUUUGUAAAGCUGUUGGCGCUCAGGCAUUGUGUCAGCGCACGGGUGAUAUCGGCCGAGCGACUGAAACGAGGGCUGGCAACAGGGCUUAGGGCCCUCAGGUUGUCGGUUCAGUACAAAUUGACCGGCAGUCGCGAAGCCAAGACAGCACCCCCGUCACCGAACGAAGCUGUUACCAGAGAUUACCGCGCUCGCUGGCGUCACUUUGUCGCUCUGCUAAAUGUACGCGCUGUCUGGUCGUUCGCUCGUCUGGAGAGGGCAGCGGACUUGGAAUGCCGGCGGAAGGAGUUGCGAACGGAACAUUUGGCGCAACGGCCGCGGACGGCGGACGAGCCGGACCGGCAGAGCGCAGUUCACUUUCUUCAAACGGCUCUCGAACGGUGUUCUGCAGCUGGACGCGUGUCCCGGCGAUGACGGCAUGCCCGUGCUUGACGACGUGGUACAAGAUCUUGCCGGCCUGGUGAUCGAGCGCGCUGCUAGAUGAUGUGAGCGCCCUAUGUUUAAAAUUUUGUCUCCUUGUCGUUUCGUUUCCUUCAGCAUACCCUGCUCUUCAGCAUACCCUUCCGUAAGGACUGAUUUGCCUCCCCGUGUCGCGGCGAAACGGGCCUUCUUCAGUGUCUCUUCCGCUAGAGCCCUUUGCAGCUGGAUCUUUUGCAAGCGCAAUGGUAAGUUGUCAGUGAAAGCGAGGAGUCGUCGCAAAACCAGAUCCCAGCUCUUAGGGCCACCAAUGACUUAGACCAGCUCUCGUGAACUCAUUUCUGUAGAGUGUAAGUUUUCUAGCCUUUGAAGUCUUUGCGCCAGCUAAAGCAACAGAUUGAGCCAGGUACAACUAAGAGUCUGCCUUUUCUUCCGGUUGCAUCAUACUUGACUUGAAGCUCACCGCUUCGCUGGAGUUUGAGCUUUUGCGGUUGCUGACUUGUGUGGAAACUGACACUUGGUGGCUUUUCCAAGAAAACUUUUUUCAUCUCUAUUUUCUUGGUUUUGCUUACGUCACCAGCGCAGCAAAAGCAGAAUCUAGUACUUAACGAGUCGUCGGCGUGGCUCAGAUGGGAUGGCGGUUGUGAUCAGCUAGUGGCCCGACUUAUCAUCACAUACGAAGAGGAGUCUUCUCUUGAUAAAGAGAGGAGUUUUCUUUCCUUUUAGAAACGAGAGAAUUAAUGAGUCUUGUGAUGAAGUUCAGAACUCACACUGGCCCCUUGUUUUGCAAGGAAUCUCUUUCAGCAUCGCGCGCAUAUAGUGACCAGUAGCUGUUGGGCAGGCUCCCUUUGUUGACUCUCUAGCUGACGUGCAGCGUGAUACAUAUACAGUCGGACCAGAACCAGAUGGGUACGUGGCAUGUCACACUAGCGGGCUCAAAGGACGUGCGCUUGUAAGAAGCCCU
Messenger RNA from Klebsormidium nitens, 1750 nucleotides. Lineage: Eukaryota; Viridiplantae; Streptophyta; Klebsormidiophyceae; Klebsormidiales; Klebsormidiaceae. The record is from the annotation of a GenBank genome assembly.